AAAGUCAAAAAGGGAAGGAAGAAAUUUCUCUUCUCUUUCUGUGGAGCUCUAAGGAAAUUAAAGUUGAUAGUUGUAGGAGGUUGAAUAAAUAUGUUGGAUGAAGUUGCAUUUAAUGCAACACGAUAACUAUUUAGGGGAUAUUGGUAUGAACACAAUGAAUAUUUACUUAUAGGUUGUUAUAGCUGAAGCAGAAUCACAAAGUCAACUAAUGUGGCUUUUGUUUGACUUUGUAGUCAUACAAAGACAAAGACUUGCGUUUUAAGCUAGCAAGCAUAUCAUGCAUUCAUAUAUUAGUUCAAGACCAAUAUUCAAUCUUGUUCCAAAACACAGCACAAAAAAUGGGUGUUCUUUCAGUUUUGUCUUGUUUCAUUAAACCAUCUUCUGAUUCUUAUCCAACACUCAUGUCAGCAAAACCACCUUCAUCCAUUGUAAAUGAACUUUGCCAUCAGUUUUCUCUUGCAGAGAUACAAUCAGCAAUAGCAAGAAAUCCCAACGAGUUUUCGAAACUAGGACAACCCCGUGGAUUCAAGAAUGUUUUCAAAGGUUAUCUGCAGAAUAGUAAUAUCCCAAUUGCCAUCAAGAGGUGCAGCAUUGGAUCAUUUUCACAGCAGCUGUUCUCAGAGUUCAAGAAUGAGAUUGUCUUGCUUUGUCAGCUGCACCAUCCUAAUCUCAUGCCUCUAACCGGAUUCUGUAUCGAAAGAAACGAGUUGAUUAUCGUGUACGAAUACAUGUCUAAUGGCUCCCUUUUUGAUCAUCUUCAUCAUAUAUACCAUGAUCCACUUUCAUGGAAGAGGAGGCUUCAAAUUUGCAUAGGUGUGGCUCGUGGACUUCACUAUCUUCACACUGGAGCCAAGCAUGUUAUCAUCCACCGCCACAUUAAGACAAGUAACAUUCUUUUGGAUGAUAACUGGGAGCCUAAAGUUUCAGAGGAAAUUGUUGAUCCAUUUCUCAAGUCAAAGAUUGAUUCAGAUUGUUGGAGAACUUUUGUUGACAUCACUGAGAGAUGUUUGGCUGAAGAUGGAAGGGAGAGGCCAGACAUGGGGGAAGUGGAGUUGGAGCUUGAACAUGCACUGCAAUUGCAAGAGGAAGCUGAUGCCAAGAUUAUUGGUUCAGAAAAUUUUGAUAGAAUAUGAUUUUCUUUUUCUGAGUUGCAUCCUGC
Messenger RNA from Arachis ipaensis, 1159 nucleotides. The record is from RefSeq and is a predicted model, not a curated record. Lineage: Eukaryota; Viridiplantae; Streptophyta; Magnoliopsida; Fabales; Fabaceae.